Messenger RNA from Bombus pascuorum, 587 nucleotides. RefSeq names its product cytosolic endo-beta-N-acetylglucosaminidase-like. Gene Ontology annotation, biological process: protein deglycosylation. Gene Ontology annotation, cellular component: cytoplasm. The coding region runs from base 1 to 537 and encodes 178 amino acids. The transcript is spliced from 3 exons. The record is from RefSeq and is a predicted model, not a curated record. Gene Ontology annotation, molecular function: mannosyl-glycoprotein endo-beta-N-acetylglucosaminidase activity. Lineage: Eukaryota; Metazoa; Arthropoda; Insecta; Hymenoptera; Apidae.
AUGGAAAGAGAAGGUACCUGGGAUGUAAUACUUGAAUCUCAGGAAGAAGCUUUACAAAAAAUACGACAAGAAGGACUUUCUGUCUCGCUUUUUGGUCCAGGUUGGACUCACGAAUUUUUCGGAUCUAAGACAUUCGAAGAAAUAGAAGAUCUAUUUUGGGCACAGUUGUUUCCUUAUUUAUAUGUUCAUGUACCUAUCUACGAAGAAGAAGUAUUCAAAACAUCAUUUUGCCGUGGCAGUGGUAGCUUGUAUUAUCGCUGUGGUCAGGCACUAUAUGAAAAGGAUGGGAAAAGAUUUAAACACAAACCAUUUUACAAUUUAUCCCUGCAAAAUCCACAAAUAUCAGUACCUAUACCGCACAUGAAAUUUACAUCAUCGCCUCAACUUCCAGAACCGAAAAGUGAAAACGAUCGAAAUGAGUGUUCAAAAGAACCGAUACAAUAUGUUUAUGAAACGAGGAAGAAUGUUAUUCGAGUAUUAAAAAAUGUUGUAAAUAUUGAAAAUAAAAUGCCAAUGCAUCGAACUGUCAGAAUUUGAUAUCUUUGUCCACGGGGAUAAGACCACUGAGACAACAGUAACAACAUAGA